GGACCACAGUACGGAAACGGCCCGGGGCUGGGCUGCCAUCAGAUCCGGGCAUGGAGGGAGCCGGAGAAGAGGAGUGAGGAGGCCGGGGAGGCAGGCCCUGUUGACCUCCUUGAGGCUGGCAGUCUGCUGGCAGUGAAGGACCAGGCCACCAAGGAAAGAAAGUCUCGAGCUGAGACUUAGCAAGUCCAGACUCGUUUCGCUACAGAGGGAGCUGCAGCCUCUAGUCUGUUCAGGGCCCGGCCCGGUUCAGGGUUUUCGACCAGAAACUAGAUCAGUUCCCUGUUGGGAAUAGUGAAUGAGUCAGAUCCCAGAACCAGGACAGGGCUUAGAAGCUCAAAAGCCACGUUAGGGGUAGAAGCAAAGACCUUUAGGGCAGCUCAUGGACUAAGACGGGCAGGGGGCUUCAGACCCUCCCAUAUCGGAGUGGGAUUGGCGAGUUAGACGCUUGUAGAUCGAAAGUUGGAUUGGGGAGGGGUCUCUGGGACGUUAGUUUGCCAAGCAAGGAUUGGGGGGAUUCAAGUGCUUAGAGAUCGAAUUCAGGGCCUGGGUAGGGGGAGUCAGACAAUUGGAAAGCCUAGGUGGUUAUUUGGGGAGGGGUCUUUGCGUUUGGUGGAGUGCAAAGCUGCGUCUCUUGGCUUGAGGCCUGGGAUCUUGUCAAGAGAGGCAUCUGUGAAAGGGUGGGCCAGCUGGGCCAGACCAAGAGAAAGAAAGUGAAUAAAUCGGACUACCCGUGGGUGGGGGGACCCUGAGGGGGUCACAAAGGGUGAGACAUGGCCACCAGGCGUUUAACCGACGCUUUCUUGUUGUUGCGGAAUAAUUCCAUCCAAAACCGGCAGCUGUUAGCCGAGCAAGUGAGUAGUCACAUCACCUCCAGCCCUCUGCAUUCACGUAGCAUUGCUGCGGAGCUAGACGAGCUUGCCGAUGACCGUAUGGCACUGGUGUCGGGCAUUAGUUUAGACCCAGAAGCAGCUAUUGGCGUGACAAAACGGGCCCCUCCCAAGUGGGUGGAGGGAGUGGAUGAAAUACAGUAUGAUGUUGGCCGGAUUAAGCAGAAGAUGAGAGAAUUGGCCAGCCUUCAUGACAAGCAUUUAAACAGACCCACCCUGGACGACAGCAGCGAGGAGGAGCAUGCCAUUGAGAUAACCACCCAGGAGAUCACACAGCUGUUCCACAGGUGUCAGCGUGCGGUGCAGGCCCUGCCCAGCAGAGCCCGGAGAGCCUGCUCCGAGCAGGAGGAGCGACUGCUGCGGAACGUGGUGGCUUCCUUGGCGCAGACUCUGCAGGAGCUGUCCACCGGCUUCCGGCGCGCGCAGUCCGGCUACCUCAAACGCAUGAAGAAUCGAGAGGAAAGAUCGCAGCAUUUUUUUGACACAUCAGUACCACUAAUGGAUGAUGGAGACGGUAAUGCUCUGUACGAUCGGGGUCUCACGGAUGACCAGCUGGUGUUGGUGGAACAGAAUACACUGAUGGUGGAGGAGAGGGAGCGAGAGAUCCGGCAGAUUGUACAGUCCAUCUCCGACCUGAAUGACAUCUUUAGGGACUUAGGAGCCAUGAUCGUAGAGCAGGGCACGGUCCUUGAUAGAAUUGACUAUAACGUUGAACAGUCCUGUAUCAAAACCGAAGAUGGCUUGAAACAGCUUCACAAGGCAGAGCAGUACCAAAAGAAGAAUCGGAAGAUGCUUGUGAUUUUAAUAUUAUUUGUCAUCAUCGUUGUCCUCAUUGUUGUCCUCGUUGGCGUGAAGUCUCACUAGUGGCCUUGGGCUCGCUGUGCCACGUCGUGGACUUCCCGGUGCGGGGCUCAGCUCGCACCCCUGCAGCUGCGCACCGAGGCGCAGCCCGCGCUCUCUGGGCCGUGGCAGCGAAGCUUUCCGUAGAUUCCUCUCCACUGUCUGCUCCGGCAGGGGAAGGGCCUUCGUUUUGUUUUCCAUCGUGGUCAAGUCUUAAGGACCUUUGGUGCUGUUGCAGGACGGAGAUUGGUUCUGGGAUCAGCUAUGCUGUCUGUAUUUUUCAGAGUGAAAACGAGCCGAAGUUCACAGGCCCUGCGGAGGCCACUCGAUGUUAGCCGUGCGUUUGCUCUUCUCUCAGCAGUUAUGUCUGAGCAGCUUCUUAAAAUAAUUUUUGGAAAACAUUUUUUAAACCAUUUGGUUUUGAAGCAAUUUGGUACCAAAAAUUUAUGAGUAGAGGCAAAAAUGCCUCUUCAUUUUUCUCUAUAUAUUUUCCAGUUGAAAACAAACUAAGUCCUUUCAGAAUUUAUAAUCCAUUCCCCAUUAACUUAAUUUAGCUUUUCCAUCACUGUUAAUGAUCAGAGUAACAAAGUGUGAAAAAUAAGAAACCAUCAUUGAUGUUAAUUAACACAUAUAGAUGGGCCAGUUAAAACAGCUUCAUAAGUUUAAAUUGAUUGUAAAUAGAAUAUUCUUCAUUUAAAAUUUUUGCACCGCAUUUUCUACUGUAUACCAAAAGGGGUUACCAAGCAAAACCAUCUAAAUUUAAAAGUUGGCGAUUUGAACAAACCUCACAUUAAGAGGAAGCUCAACAGUGUCACGAAAGUCUCCAGGCUGAGCAGGCGUGUCUCAGGGUGUCCGCAGCCACGGCUUCUCAGGCCGCUGCUUACACACUAACCACGUCAUGACCUGUUCAAACUGGACUCCAUUCAAUGAACUGUGAACUUCCACAGGGGCCAUUUAACAUGGGUCACCCCGUUUAGGAUUAGCGGAUCUCCAAUUAUUAACCAAACAUCACUCCAUUUCAAAGUCAAAUAUUCCACCUGUGACUUGAUUUAUUGCCUCUUCCGUCCCCACCUCACAGUGCCCGGGAGGCGGGCAUUCUGCUGAGGGUUGCGACAAUCUGGACUGGAAAGUCCUCUGCUUACACAGCACGGAUCGAAUUGCCAAAGCAGGACUCUGCCGUUUGCCUCCCUGUAACAGUCUUGCGGGGCUUGAGUGUAAUCUUGGGGCUGCAGCGUGGGAAGUGAUGGUAGCUUUGAAAACCGAAGGUGCUCAUGUUUCAUUUGCUCUGUUUGAAUUGAUUCCAGUAUAACUUUGGUGGCUUUGGUGUAAUUUUUGAUGGCUUUUUCAUUGUUUCUGCUUCUCUUAAAAAAUUUAAGAAGAGCAUGACCCCAUUAAGUGUGUUACAUUUUAUUUAGGCCAGUCACAUAAAUGGCCUCUUCAAGAACUGCUUUUGAAGUGGCUUCCAGAACUUUCACUCAAGUCCUCUAAACAGACUGAGUCUUAACAUCAAGCCCCUGGCCAGGUCUCCCAGCCUGUGUUGGCCUCCGGGCAGCCUCCUUCCAAUGAGAACCUGGGCUUUGCCUGGCAGUCUUGGUGGACAGUGGUCCGGGCAGGAGAGCUGAUCGCCUGAGAAGGCCAGGACCUGCAUGUCCGACUGGGCUGAUCUUAGCCUAAGGGCGUGUAUUCACUUAGCCCAGCUCUCCCUGGAGUGGCACUGUUCAGUUAGGGGACUUGUCUGAAAACAGUCCAUGCAGACCAUGCUGGAUAAUUGGUAAAAGCUUUUGAAAAUGCCCUUGAAGGACACUGGCCCUUUAAGAAAGGACCACUGCUUAUUUAUAUUUAUUUCCCCAAAUAGGGUAAUUUGGGCUGCCCCCCCCCAACCCAUGGGGUAGCACAUUGGAGCUGAUCAGAGACUGGUUUGAGGGUCUUGUGUGAGGAUGGGGAACCCCCCUCUUCAGUCUGGAGCAGGUACAGUGCCAGCCAGGCCCGGCUAGGUGUCCGCUGCAGUGACUGUGCCCAGGAUGGGAGCCGUGCAGGCCAGCCUGGAGCUGGCCCUGGAGCCCAUGCCUGACUUGUUUGGAUCCUUAAAUCACUGUAUUUUUCUUCUGAGCCUGUAUUUGGGGGAAGAUCAGGAGCAUGUGAGAAAGUACAGGAAAGUUGAUAAUCAUGUCCUGGUACCUCAGGGUAAUUCUUUCCUCUGAAAGAGGUGGAUCCUUGGCUGCCCAGAGUCAUGCCCUUAGUCCCUGCUGGCCGAGAAGGUGACAAUCAUCCAGGCUGGACUCUCCGCUGGCCUGGGAUGCACCCUCCCCUCCAGGAAGAGGCCCUGCCUGGGUGGGCUCACUCUGGGCACCUGGGCCUGCCCAGCCCCGUCCCUUUCCAAGUGUCUUGGCUGGCUCCUGUUGGGUGGAGCCCGGAGGAAAAGCAAGAAUGUGAAUGUCCGUUUUGCAAAGCUCCUGAUCUUUCCCCGAGAUUGUAACUGCAAACUGCUGUCUGUCAUUCUGUUCUGGGGAGGGGAAGCUGGCUAGGCCAUGUCCUGUGAAGCUGUGUGUGUCUUUAAUUUAACCGCUUUCUCCACUAAUUGAGAGAGCAUUAUUUAUUUGUUUUGACACAAGUGCUUGCAGUGUUUUAUCCUAGCUAAUGGCUUCUUAAAGGUAAUAAAACCCUUCAACCUAAUUGGUCAGAUAAGACUUUUUUCUUGUAUGCUUAAAUAAAGCAAUUAGUGAAGCGCUCUACCCAAAAUGACUUUUUUUUGUCCUUUUCUAAAAAUUAAUUUACUGUUACUGGAAACUUUUUGUACAAUAAAGCAAUCAUGCAGAUUAAAGAACA
This is a messenger RNA of Cavia porcellus (domestic guinea pig), 4553 nucleotides long. RefSeq names its product syntaxin 16 (gene Stx16). Bases 771 to 1751 code for a protein of 326 amino acids. The record is from RefSeq and is a predicted model, not a curated record. Gene Ontology annotation, cellular component: endomembrane system; membrane; SNARE complex. Gene Ontology annotation, molecular function: SNARE binding; SNAP receptor activity. The transcript has 9 exons. Lineage: Eukaryota; Metazoa; Chordata; Mammalia; Rodentia; Caviidae. Gene Ontology annotation, biological process: intracellular protein transport; vesicle-mediated transport; vesicle fusion.